Messenger RNA from Rana temporaria (common frog), 592 nucleotides. RefSeq names its product shisa like 2B (gene SHISAL2B). Bases 101 to 592 code for a protein of 163 amino acids. The record is from RefSeq and is a predicted model, not a curated record. The transcript has 3 exons. NCBI's taxonomy places the organism in Eukaryota, Metazoa, Chordata, Amphibia, Anura, Ranidae.
GCAAUACUUGUACGGUAGUGGAGGGGAACAAGGUGAAGGAGUGCAAUCAGCUUCACUAAGUCUGGGAGACAAGAGAAAGCUUGAAGCCUCCAUCCUCAGGAUGACAAAGACCCUGGCGGAGACUUGUUCCAGCUACUACACCUCUAAUAACACAUUUAUCAAUAGUUUUGGGUGCCCAAGAAAAGAUGACACUGUGGAUCUCAUAUACUGCUGUGGAUUCGUUGACUUAAAAUAUUGCUGCAAUGAACCUGGAAACUAUUUUCCCUACAAACAUGAUUACAUGUUGUCUCUUAGUAUAGGAGCUUUGGUUGGUCUGGCAAUCGCAGCGUUGGUGUUAUUAGCAUUUGUUGUCAGUGUGUGCGUGCUGUGCUAUUUAUUUCUAUACACAAAGCCCCAGAGAAUAGACACUGGACUAAAACUACAGCGUUCCGUGUCAUCAAGUUCACAAAAAGGUCGCUUAAGAACAAAUAUGAAACCUGGUUAUUCAGCUACCACCCAGAAUUCAACAAACCUUAUACCCUGUGACCCUGAUGGAAUUGCUCAGGAAAAGCUUACUGAAGUUACACAGAUUGUUAAUAAAACUUUAACCUGA